AUGGACGAUACAGCAGAAGGACGGGAUGAGAGUCCAGGGGGUCAUGUGGCACCCUCAACAACUCACUCCCUCCUGAAUGUUGCCAGGAAAAAAUUCAUCAAGUAUACAAAAAGGGAUUAUACUAUACACGUGGGGGAUAUAAAGGAAAGGGGAAGGAUACAAUACCAAGAGAGAGAGACGAGAAAGCGGAAAACGCUGUACAGAGGAUGUCGGAAGUUAUUAACCCCGGUGGGGUACAAAUAUAGUGUCGGGAAGAUUAAAAGGGGGAAAAGUGAUAUAUAUAAAAUGGGGCUGCGAGGGAGGAACCCAUUUGGUGCGUAUUUAAUGAAUGACCCGAAGGAUGGAUCAAGAAGGAAAAAGAAAAAGAAGAAAAGGGCCCGAGCCCUUCGUGGAAAAGGAGAAUCACUCGAUCUUGUCUCUCUCAUCCACAGAUGCGUUAAACGCGAAAGCGGAGCGGAACACACGAAGAUGAAUGUCGUUCCAUUUGUAAACUCCAUAUUUGUAAACCCUAUAAUACAACUGGCCAAGCAGAUGGAUCAGAGAGGAAGAAUCCACAGCAUGGCAAUAAAAGAUGUUUCUGUGGUGAAGCUACAGAAAACAAGAGGAAGGAAAAGGCACCACUGGGAGGCUUCCCCCCAAUGUACGCACAAUAGUGUCCACUGUAAAGGAGACUGCGCGGGGGAUGUAGCACCUUCGAUAAAAUGCAUCGACAGAGGGGGCAGUGGCGCGAACAGUACGACCAACGUGAAGAUCAACGUGAUGACAAACGGUACGACCAACGAUAGGGUCAACGAAAGGGAAAGUGGCGCGCGAGAUGGCUCGGCGUGUGGUGACUCCCCCCGGGAUGAUCGCCAACAGGAGAGGAAGGAAAACGAGGAGAAGGGCCACGGUGCAGAUGGGAGAGGCGAUGGAGGAAGAAGCAGAAAUGGAGGGAACCAUCAAAGGGAUGGACGCGCAAAUGAUGAAAGCGACCAGACGGACCAGAGUGACCAUCGUGACCAGGGCGAUCAAAGUAGCCAAAAUGACCAGGGCGAUCAAAGUAGCCAAAAUGACCAGGGCGAUCAAAGUAGCCAAAAUGACCGGAGCGACCAGAGUAGCCAAAGUGAUCGAAGCGGAAGAAGCCGGGGUGGCCACCCCGCGCGUGAUUCCCAAGGCAGUAGCAGCUUCAAGUCAAACCGAGCCAUGUACACAAGGGCAAAGGUGCAGGCACAAAUGCCAAAGCGCACCCGCCAUAGGAAGAAAAUAAUUGUGAGCUCAUCCACGUCAAACGAUAACGAGUCCUCCAUUUACAACGUUUUUGAAGAAGACUUCAGCUUCUUCUAUCCAAACAAUUCAAACCCGUUCAGCUACGGAAGUAGCGAUAAGCGAGAUCGGAAGGGCCAAGCGGAGGCAAGGAUGUACAACCCUUAUGAGGUUAACAAGACCCCCCAUUGGAAUAACAAAAUGGACCUCCUCCAUACCGUGAAAGGAGGUGUAGAGUAUAGCCAAACUGGUCAGGGAAAUCAGGUUGGAAUUUUUCAAGAAGGUGUGUUUGUACCAUCAGAUGGAGGUGCCCUGGAGGGCUUAUCCGACCACAAUGGCGGGAAGACCAAGAAGACUAAGAGAAGGAAGAAGAAGAAAAAAAAAAAAAAAAAAAAAAAUAUGAACAGAAUAGAUAACACGGUUGACACGAUAGGUGAGGAGAACCAGACAGGUGAAUUCAACCCUAGGAAGGAACAAAGGAAUACACACCCCUGUAGCCUCGGAGGGUAUUCAGACCACUACGAAGCUAGUAGCUCCAAAAAUUCCUGUACCUACAGUGAACAAGUGGACAUUUGUGAUAGAAAGAACUCCAACAUCUUCCUCUACAAGAAGGAAAACAUCUUACGUUUGAAGAAAACGCACGAUGGAAAUAAAAAAAAAAAAAAUUACAACGACAUUAUUUAUCAUAUAGAUACAAUUGUGAAUGUAAAUAAGAAAGUAAAGGUGGUAAUUAUCGGAGCGGGUUUGUCUGGACUAGCAGCUGCAUAUGUACUACUCAACCAUAACGUUGAUGUAACUGUGUAUGAAGCAAGGAAUAGAAUCGGUGGAAAAUUUUUCUACUCAUCCAAUGGAAAAAAAAACUACCUAGGCGAGAUGGAUCUCUUAGUCAGUCGAAAUAACCCCCUCAUAAAUUUCUGCCUCAAAAAAAACAUAUACCACAAGGAUGUGAACAGGCACUUAUACAAACAUUACGUAUACUUUAAUGGGAAAAAAAUAUAUAAGCACGAAAUGAGAAGCGAAUUCUUCAAGGUUCUUUACAAACUAAGGUUCCACUAUGAUCAGAUUUUCAAUUCCACUUUUUUUAACAAUUUGAAGGAUAAGAACGCCCUCCUCUCUAUGUCCCUGGGGGAAGCCAUUAGAACAGAAGUCGCUAAAAUGAGACGAGAAAGAAAUCCAAAAAGUUUGUAUGUACAACUGUAUAUUUCCUUUAUCGAAGCGAUUGCUGGAAUUGACUUAGACUCCCUAUCCAUUCAGUACCUCUUCUACAACCUCAGUUUUCUUGAUGUACUGCAGACAAUCUGUUGCAAUUUUGAGCUCACAGAAAUUUUUAAAAAAUUGAAAAAAAACGUAAUCAUAAAAAAAAAUAAAAUUGUGAAUAAAAUAUACUCCUACAACGGUAACAUAAAAGUUGGCUUUACCAAUCACGUGGACAAUAGACUGUACGACUAUUGCAUCGUGACCGUUCCCAUCGGAGUUCUCAAGGACAGCGUCAGAUUCUUCCAUCGCAGGAAGAAGGGGAGAAUCCACCAUCAUGGGUGCACUUCAAAAAUGCGAAAAUUAAAGUUCAUUGGAGAGAUACCCCAUUUGGGGCAAUCUUGCAACACUGACCAGCAUUCCGCUACCUGUGCUACUCCACACCAAGAGAACAACCCCACACAGGCGCAAUUAAACGAACCUGAGAGGGAAGAUCAUCCGAACUGGCCCCCCCCUGGUGGGGACAAUGGGCUGAUUCCAUGUCGAGAUGCUCUGUUAUUCCACCCUCCCUCAGAAUCACACAGUGCACCCCCUUGUGGGGUAAACCAUAACCAGAACGCAUCUACAUCGAGCGACUACCUCAUCAAUAACAUAGAUAUCACCACGAAUGAGAACAGAAGCACCUGCAGACUCAAAGGUUCAAGCAACAACGGAGUAGUUUAUUUCAGUGGCGAGGGCUGCGCGAGCAUAGCCAGGUGCUCCUCCGAAACCAACAGUAACAAUCUUAACGUUUGCGAGGUGGAUAAACCAUGUGAUUUUUUCUGUGCAACCUCUUGUAGCAAACUGGAUCAAGACCAUACUCCACAUGGGCACUCCAUACGAAAAACCCAAGAGGAGAGUUUGCAUACCUCCAACAGGCAGGGUGCUUUGUCUGAUGGGAAAAACACGCACAUCUUCAACCAUGGGAGUCGUAUCAAGUGUAAGGAAGGGAAUCCUGAACGAUUCACUCUCCCCAAUAAUUUAAGUCAACAAUGGAUGGAAAAGUAUGGAGAGUAUAUUACUGGGGAUCUCGGAACAACGGCAAUGAACAAAGUAGAUCCAAAGGAAGAAAAAAAACGACACGCUAAAGGAAAUGGGAAAAGAGAUCGUAAAGGGGAUCCAGGCGGAAAGCCACAUGGAAACCCAAAGGACCAUCCCAACACAUCUGUAAGGAACCUACCCCAUCAGGAGAGCACGGGACUGAUCGAAUUCAUUCCUAAACUGCCCCAAUGGAAAGUAAACAGUAUUAGAAGAUUAGGAGUUACCAAAAAUAGCAAAAUUAUUAUAACGUUGAAGGAGAGAAUUGUAGAGAGCACUCAAAAUGUGAAUGUUUUUUUUAACUGCAAGAAAGGGAAAAGGGAAGAUAACACCAAAAAAAGAGGCAUUCAUAAUGAAGUGUUCAACAGGGAUGAAAUCUUUGAAUGCCCUUCCUUUACACCAGAUCAGGGGAGUAGUAACUCAUACACCCCUAGCCAGGCACACCUUGCGAACAACACACCGAUGGAUAUCUCCCUCUCCACGGAGGUAUCAAAUUCAAGGGAAGAUAAAAAUGGACAAGGGGAGUUUCACUCCAUGGUGGAGAGGAAGGAGGACCAUCUACAAGCAGAGAAUUACAACGAGGGGAUGCAAAUCGAGGAGGUAUCAAGGAGGAUUGAAGAAGAUGUACACUACGAGAAAAUCCCCAUCAGUGCAAGGGUGCAUAAGAGCAGCUAUGUCUACCACCGUGUAGAUGAAAACAACCUUAUGGAGUGCCUUAAGAUGGAGCACCUCAUCAAAGGAGAAAAGUAUCGAUCCACCUAUAACAGUUACAUCGGAACGGACAAAUACAACCACAUGGUUUUCUACAGUGCACACCCAGUAAUAGCCCUAUACCUGAAAAAAAAAUAUAGGAAUAAUAUUAGACAGUUAUGCAGAAAAAUAAUUAUCAAUGACUGCAAGUUUUUUCUAAAGAAUCUACUACCUGGGAUUAAAAUAGACAAGAUAUACUACUACGACUGGGAGGGAAAUAGUUUUUCUCGUGGAUUAAAUUCAUUUAUUGGAAGGAGGACUCUACAGAUAGACAAAGAUAUAUUGUCGUUCCCAGUUAACAACAGAUUGUUGUUUGCGGGUGAACACACAUAUAACAGUGGGUGCAGUCCACUCGUUCGUUCCUUCCUCAGUGGAAAAAGAGAAGCCUACAGGAUCAUCGAGAAAAUUAAUAAAUCCAUUUACAAAAAUAAAUUAGUCAAGUACUUCUAUAGUAGAGAGACUUCCGGGGAGGUGGAAGUGCCUAGCGGGAGGUGCACCAUCACCGUGGACAGUGGUGGUAUCACUAUGCGUAACAGCACGUGUACCAUUGGAAAAGGUAGUCUCGCCAACCCGUGUAACGACAAUUUUGUACCAUCCCCUCAGGGAGGCAACAACCGACACAUACAUUAUCCAACAUACGGAGAAGCUAAGGGCACCAAAGAAAUCACCAUCAAGGACAUCGACUCCAAUUACUUCCUCUACGUAUACGACGAUGAAGUUAUCGGGUUGGAAAAAAAAGAAUACAACGCAUGGUUCCAGAACGUUCGAUGCAUACUGUGUAACGAAAAACAAACAUUAAGUAGACUUUUUAUUGGAGUAAUCAAGCUAAAACAUAAAAAUGGUUCUUAUCUUAAGUACACCUGCCAUAAGGAUUGCUUCUACUUUAAUAACUACACAUAUAAUCAUGUCUAUGGAAACAGAUACUUCAACCUCACUGUACUUUUCAACUUCCUUUUCUACAACAGGUGUUCUAUUUGCCUACUUAACUUCCCCUCCCUAAAGUGCAGUUUAAAAAAUUGCCACAAUUUUCUCCAUGUGAACUGUGCGAAUAACUACUUGUCGUGGCCAAACUUUAGCAAGACCAGUAGACAUGAGAUCCUCUACUGCUACAAACACCAGUACAUGCAUGGAAUUUAUCAUAACUAUUAUGAGGACGAGGGAAGUGAGAACUUCCUUCGCUUGAUCAGAGAUAGAGAUAGACAUAGACAUAGAGAUAGACAUAGAGAUAGACAUAGACAUAGAGAUAGAGAUAGUGGUGAUGGCUACUCGCUGGGGGUGGAUCUGGGUGCGGGGGAGGAUGAGAGAAGCGGCAGAAGGGACGACAACAUGGAUCAAAACUCCUUCCUGCUUCCUCUCCAUGGGUACUACCCCCCCUUUGGGGAGGGAACAAACCAAUCUAGUAGAAUGAACGAUGCUCCAUCCGACAACCAAUCCCCGUUCCAUUACACAGACGGUUUGUGCAACCCCACAAACAACAAUAGGAGCAAUUCCAAGUACCCACCGAUAGAAGAACUAACCGACAACGUACAUGCAAACAUAAGCAAGCUAAUGAAGCAUUACAGAGACAAAAAUGACCAUAGGUCAGCUCAAAUAGAUCUAUCCUCCUAUCCUAGAAACCUCAACUACAUUAACGAAAAUCUAUUUAUGUAUGUAAAGAAAAAAUACACCAAAGCAUUCCCUUUUUCGGAUCCGUUAAGUUCUUUACUUCGUGAACUACCCUUCAGGAAUGGGACCAACCCAGAAGAAGUUUUAGGAGGAUUAGAUACAGGCCUUCUCGGGUUAAGCUACUUAAACAGAGAUGUACUGAUGUUGAAUGGGUUACAUAAGAUGUCAAUUCUGCAUGGGGUAGGAUCUCACUGUUACUCGGACACCAUCUUACCUAUGGAAGGUCGAUACGAUGGAGUUGUUGAACAGGGGUUUUCAGAACAACUCCAUACUUACCCAGACGAUACAAAUGAGUACUCCUCCAUGGGCAAACAGCGCCAUCAAGCCAACCGCGUUAACAUAGCCAAUCAGGAUGAAGUCACAAAGGAUACGCAAAACAACCUACGAAAUGAUUCCUCCACCGGAGGAGACAAAGAAGUAAAGAACCACUUCAACUUGGGAAGUAGACAAAGCGAUUCUUUUCUCAACGGGGAAGAUUCAGCUUCCUUAAGGGUAAUGUACGAACAAGGAAUUUUUGACAUCCUCCAAGACGAUGAGUUCUACGAACCCAGAGACAGAAACGUGCAUGUCGAUAAGAACUCUAAGGAAUUGGAGGAUCAAAUUCAACGGAAUAAUGAGACCAGUACAACACAUUCAUACAGAGGUAUGAGAAGGGAGGACUCGUCCCGUGAAGAUCUAAAGGGAUUAAGAAAUCGUGAUGAUGCAGAAUCAAGAGAGCAAGAAAGACAAAGACAGAUGCAACAGAUGAAGGAUGUCAACUCAACAGGGAUUAUACACAAUGUAGAAAAUAUUAAUUGUAAUCUCAUGCUACAUCUCCUUUCAAAUUACUUCAAAGAGUUCAGACAAUCCAAGCGGAGAAUAAUGGACAGCACAGGGGUGGGGUAUACACCUGACGGAUGGAUGAUGAGGGGAGGGGAGGAGCAGAAGACAAACUGGGUGAACGCUGAGGGAGAUUCCUUCCAGAAAGAACUCUGCAAGGAAGAACAAGAACGAGUGGGUGGCAUGAUGAAUUACCCUGUGAAGGUUGCCCAUAAGGAGAAUCAAGUAGAUAUAGAAGGGGAGCAAAAUAACGAACGCUUUGGUAGGAAUGGGUGCACCGACCAGACGAAUACAGUUAGUAGGCAGACGAAUACAGUUAGUAGGCAGACAAACAUAGGUAAUAGACAGACAAACAUAGGUAAUAGACAGACAAACAUAGUUAGUAAGCAGACAAACGCAAUUAGCAAACGCACAGCACACAAGGACACACCAAACGGGCACAUGCACAUGACAGUGGAAAAGGUGGCAGAAACGAAUCAACCAAAAAAAAAGAAGAACGACCCACACAAUAAUAAACUUGAAGUUCUAUACAAGAUGUACCUAGACAAGAACAACCUGAACUGUUCGGAUGAAAAGGAAAAUGAUGCUUCUAUAGAUGGGACAGAUAGAAGAUUGUUUCGAAACAAGUUGUUGGAAAAUUAUUACCAUAUCUUGAACGGGAACCUGAGGAGGGAGAAGAUGAAACAGAGUGGGGUCGAUGCGGACCAGAGGAAUGGCACGACACGUGAAAACGCAGAAAGGAUAUGCCACGUGCAGAAGCCACAAGUGUUGCAGGAACAUAUCCAGCCAUAUACGGAGCAGGGGGAAGUGCCCUCGGAAAUACCUCCAAUUCCUCCAGGCACGAAAGUGGCAACCGUGUUGACCACUCAGGACAACCGAAGAGGGGAAAGCUCAGCCGCUUCGCAAAGGGAAGACAAUCCAGAUGAAUACAUCUGGAGCAAAAGGACCCACAAUAAAAGCGUAAGGAAGAAACAAAUCGUGGAAAAUCAGGACCAAGGUAUGAGAUCCCACUCUCAGAAGGAAUCAGCCAAUUAUAUAAAGAAACAAACACUGAUCCAUGAGGAAGAGCCAAGAGAUUACAAAGGAACUCUCUUCCUUCACGCACAGAACGAGAGGAAGAAUAAAUUUUUACCCCAUGAUGGAAUGACAAAAAGGAGCAGAGACAAGGAUAUGGAUGAGAGGAUACAGAUAAUUGACAAACUAAUGGAGGGAGAGCAUAGUUGCAGCUACAAUAGUCGUGUUUUAGAAAAGGAGAAAAAAAAAAAAAAAAAAAAAAAUUACAUAAAUACACCGGACCACGUGAAUGAGCAGCUAUUGCUCAACCACUUUGGAGGCGUCGAGUCGGUUCGAAUCCUCAACAGUCUUAGCCGGACGGAGAAGGAGCAACUCAUUUCGAUUCUGCUAAAUGUGAAAAAUGAAGCAGAUGGGGCAAGUGAAGCAGAUGGCGCAAGCGAAGCAGAUGAGGUGGUCGUGGAGAAGGGGCAAGGCGAGGAUUACACGGAGGAUGAUGAGGACCCCAACGAAAUUCAAGGCCUGGAUGAUGCACAAGCACAAUUAGAGGAAACCACCCAUGGAGCUAACCUCUUCUCUCCGCCGAUACACACCAAGAGGAACCCACCAAAAGAGCAACACGGAUCAGCGAGUGGGACCAACUUGGCCUAUAACACGAGAAGGAGAACGAAGGGGGUGGCUUCCUUAUCGUAUCAGGAUGAAGAGAUAUUUGAAGACUACUGCCACGUUGGGGAGGAGGAGGUUUUUACAGAUGGCGAUUCUUCCAAUGCGGCAUGCAGCACAGCCCCACCAACCCAUGGUGAACAUAACAGGAAGAACGCACUAAGUACAAAUGCUAAGAUCACGAACGAGAAGGAAGAAAGCAUCAUCAGAAGCAAUCAGAGUAAAGGGAAGGGAAUGAUAAAAAAAAAUGAAAUCUCUACUCCGAUAGGAAACUCCUCUCAUGAAAAGAGAAAAAGAAAAAGCCUAAACAGAGGUUUACCAAAUGUGAGUAGCCUCCCCAGUGCUAUAACCAGGAACAGUAGUAGAGACGAUCAGGGUGGUGUUCUCCCCUUUUACGUGUACGAGGAGAAGAAGGAAAGGGGCCCAAAGUGGGAAGAUAAUUAUCACAUGGAGGGUGAUGACAUUGACAGAAGGUAUCUCAGCAGGAGGGGACCCGCGGCAAAUGAUGCCACCUACAACGAGUUAGCCACACACCAAUUCAACCGUAGUGACAGAGUGCACAGUCAACCGUAUGAUGACAAGGGGGCCAUCAGAUCUAGGACAAACCUAGCUAGCUACAGCGACUUAGAGAGACACUCCUUGCUCAGCGAAAGCAGAUAUAGAAGCCGAAGUGGAAAUGGACUGUUUGGGGGUUACCACAACGAUAGGAUAAGCAGAAGAAGGCUCGCGCAUGUGGGAGGAAGAUGUGGAGUGACCACAGCAACAACCACUGCUACUGCUACUGCUACUACCACCGCCACAACUGCCACUGAGGGCACCGCCACCACCACGGCCAGUGAUCCCUUUAACGGUUCCUACUCCAAAGAACAAAUUAACACGUCGGAGCGCACCCAGCUUAGUGCACCCCCACGGGGGGCACCCAAAAGAAACAACGCAAAGGAGACGACCCACAUAGGCAGUAACACAAACCAACAAAAGCAAUCCUACCCCGAAAAAACCAAUACAAAGAGGAACAAUCACGACCUAGAUAAGUUACUUCAGCUGAUCCGGAGUAGUCAACACAUACGAGAGGGCAAAGAGCAAGCCAAACAAAUUAACACCAUAAUAAGCGAACUUGCUAACUCCUCUUUUAAAACCGACAAGGAACACUACAUUCCAAGUACCAUCACUACUGAUAGUUCACAGAUAUCUAUCCUUAAUGGUGGUGAGAAGUACACCAAGGAUACUACAGAAAGAAGAAACAACAAGCUAAGCAAAAGGAAGGAUCCUAACUACAAUUUGAGGCCACCUAAAAAUAGCAUAUGUGAUGGUGGGCAGAUGAUGAGAGGGAGGACUGGCAGUGAUGCUAAGGACAGAGCUGCACACACUGGUAUCAUGGAAAACGGAUCUACCAGGCGAGGAUUUGAGCACCGAAGAGGAACAUCCAUCCCACCUGGGGUAGCACGACCGCCAAACGUAGAACAAAAUAAAGAGAUACAAAUUAUAGGCAGACAGAAAAAUGUGACUGGCUACCUCGCGGACUGGGGAAAUUCUACCUGCGCCAACGCACCGAACACUGUCAAUCACAAUAACCGCAGUAACCAUGACAUAUGCCCCACGGAGGAAGGCCGAAACAAAAGGAACAACUACCAAGAACCCCAAGUGGAGGGGCUGCACAGUGGUGUGUACGAUACAGACCCUAGCAAUAGUCUCAUGGGCACACAGGCCACCUACAGCAUCAUGAAAUACAACUUAACAAAUAACAACCUAAUCAACAACGUGUUGAGUGACAUGAAGAGUAAUCUACCUCAGCAGAAUUUGAUGAAAACCUCAAGUAGCUGUGCUUAUCCUGCUCCGAUAGAGGAUGACAAAGACGUAUCAUUAUUUUAUCACUCCAAGAAGAGACGAAAGUUGUAG
Molecule: messenger RNA, 10317 nt
Organism: Plasmodium knowlesi strain H
Lineage: Eukaryota; Apicomplexa; Aconoidasida; Haemosporida; Plasmodiidae
Product: lysine-specific histone demethylase, putative
Exons: 1
Coding region: 1-10317 (3438 amino acids)
Molecular function (GO): oxidoreductase activity
Source: RefSeq, a predicted model, not a curated record